Molecule: messenger RNA, 2588 nt
Organism: Cicer arietinum (chickpea)
Lineage: Eukaryota; Viridiplantae; Streptophyta; Magnoliopsida; Fabales; Fabaceae
Biological process (GO): protein phosphorylation; carbohydrate metabolic process
Cellular component (GO): plasma membrane
Molecular function (GO): protein serine/threonine kinase activity; chitin binding; ATP binding
Source: RefSeq, a predicted model, not a curated record
GAUGUCACAUGUAAAUCUAACUAGCCAACACGUAUACACAAUCAUUUGUCUCAAAAAAGGGUUUUAUAAGAAGAGUCUUGAGACAAUAGAACUCUUCCUUACACAGUACAAUGUUUCCAACACAUUUUGCUACCUUCCUUGUUAUCCUUGUCUUCUUCCCUCACUCAUUUGCAGAUACAACUUCAUUUGUGAAAGCCGGUUAUUACUAUUCCGCUAAUGAAAUUUCAUCUUCAGACAUAAAAUCCAAUCUUUUCACACACCUCUUAUGUGCUUUUGCUUUCAUAAACUCCACAAACUACAACAUCUUCAUAAACUCUUCUGAGGAACACAAAUUCUCCAUCUUUACUAACACGGUUAAGCUUCAAAACCCAUCAAUUUCAACUAUUUUAUCAAUCUACAGUGGAGGAGAUAGCUCUUCGGUUUUUAAUUCAAUGCUAAACCAAUCUUCUUAUAGACAAUCUUUCAUUGAUUCUUCGAUUGAAACAGCUAGAAAAUAUGGAUUUCAUGGCAUAGACCUUUGUGGGGUGUUACCAAAGAAAGGUAAAGAACUUGCAAAUUUAGCAACCCUUUUGAGAGAGUGGCGAAUCGCGAUAACUUCUGAUGCAAGAAACUCGAAAAAGACAGAGUUGGUGUUGGUGAUGACAGGUUAUUAUCUCAAAGAUUCGGAUUUUAUUAGUUACCCUUUUGAAUCAAUGCAGAAGAAUUUGGAUUGGGUUCAUUUUGCUGCAUAUGAUUACUAUGUUCCUAAAAAGGACAACGUAACGGGUUUUCAUGCGGCUUUGUAUGGUUCUUAUGGUUGGGAAAAUACUGAUUCUGGUAUCAAAGAAUGGAGAAAAAGGGGAUUUUCUUCUAACAAACUUGUAAUUGGUUUGCCUUAUCAUGGAUAUGCAUGGACACUUGUGCAACAAGGAGAAGAUGGUGUUGGAAAACCAGCUUUUGGACCUUCUGUUACAAUGGAUGGUGACAUGGCUUAUAAGUUUAUAAAAAGUUACAUUAGAAGCUUUGGAGAUGGAGUUGUUUCAUCUUAUAAUGCUACUGCUGUGGUGAAUUAUUUCACAGUUGCAUCCACUACUUGGGUUAAUUUUGAUGAUGUGGAAGCUGUUAAAGAAAAAGUUUCUUAUGCUAAGAAAAAUGGACUACUUGGUUACAAUGUGUUCCAAGUGGGGAAUGAUGACAAUUGGGUCCUCUCAAGGGCAGCUCAAGAAGUACUAGAUGAAGAUCAUCAUCAUAACAGAAGGUUGCUGAUAAUUGUUCUGCUUACUACAUUGACCAUUGCCCUUCUCUUGGGAAUAGUAUUAUGCUAUUAUUACCAAGGAACAGUGACCACUAUUACAAGACUAAUAUACAAACUGAGGAUAUAUUUAUCAGCAGGUGAAGAAGAUCUUAAUGGAAAUGAUUCUGAUUUGAUAGUAUUUAGUUAUCUCACACUUAAAGUAGCAACAAAUAACUUCUCAAAAGAAAAUAAGCUUGGAGAGGGUGGAUUUGGAGUAGUGUACAAGGGAAAAUUACGGAAGGGACAAGAAAUUGCUGUCAAAAGACUAUCAAAAACCUCAAAACAAGGACUUGAAGAGUUCAAAAACGAGAUUGCGCUUACGGCGAGACUACAACAUGUGAAUUUAGUUAGACUUUUGGGUUACUGCACAAAAAAAUAUGAGAAGCUUCUUAUCUAUGAAUACCUGCCAAAUAAAAGCUUAGAUCAUUUUCUCUUUGAUCCAAGGAAAUCAAUUCUUCUAGAUUGGAGGAAGCGUGUGAAUAUCAUUGAAGGUGUUACUCAAGGCCUUCUUUAUCUCCAAGAGUAUUCAAAUUUUACUAUAAUUCACCGAGAUCUUAAAGCUAGUAAUGUUUUGUUAGACCAUGAGAUGAAUCCUAAGAUAUCAGAUUUCGGAAUGGCUAGAAUUUUUGGGAAGUUUGAUCUUGAAGCAAACACAAGCAAGAUCGUGGGAACAUAUGGGUAUGUCCCUCCUGAGUAUGUCAAAAAAGGUAUAUACUCACCCAAGUACGACGUUUAUAGUUUUGGAGUUCUUCUCUUGCAAAUCAUAAGUGGAAAGAGGACUUCAUGUUAUUAUGGCACACAUGAAAAUAUGAACCUUUUGGAAUAUGCAUACGAGUUGUGGAUUGAAGACAAAGGUGUGGAGUUUUUCGACCCGUCAUUGGAUGAUACGAAAUCACAUUGUAAAAUCAUGAGAUGCAUGCAGGUAGCUCUUUUGUGUGUUCAAGAGAACUCAGCAGAUAGACCUUCUAUGUUAGAAGUUGAUUCAAUGCUAAAGAAUGAAGGUGCAGCUGUUUGUACUCCUAACGUGCCAGCCUUUUCGACAAAAAAACAUGAAGACUAUGCAUAUGAUAAGGGAGAUAUGUCUAACUCAGGGUUCAAAUUUUCUUCAAUCAAUGAUGUUACAAUUUCUCAGAUGGUACCAAGAUGAUGAUGGUGUGGAGCAGGACAUUCUAGUGCUUAAUGUGAUAUCUUGUUUAGGCAUUGUAAUAUUUUUUUAGAUCUAAUAGAUAAAAUUUUGAGAAAACAAAGGAAUUUUUAUAUUAUCUACCUUAAGAAAAGUCUUUCACCUAAAGAAGACACAUGAGAUAAUUUCUAA